Molecule: messenger RNA, 2690 nt
Organism: Sus scrofa (pig)
Lineage: Eukaryota; Metazoa; Chordata; Mammalia; Artiodactyla; Suidae
Gene: CHMP1B
Product: charged multivesicular body protein 1B
Biological process (GO): vacuolar transport
Source: RefSeq, a predicted model, not a curated record
CCCAGGGCGCGCCCAGCGAUGACGUCACCGCCGGCGCCGCGCUCGGCAGAAGCAGGAAGUGCGACCAAAACAAAGGAGCGGCGGCUAGGAGCGGACUCCCUCCUUUUGCCUCCUGCUGCGUCCACCUAGCCCUGGCAGCGGACCCCAAGGAGCCGUCCGACCAUGUCCAACAUGGAGAAACACCUGUUCAACUUGAAGUUCGCGGCCAAAGAACUGGGCAGGAGUGCCAAGAAAUGCGACAAGGAGGAAAAGGCCGAAAAGGCCAAGAUUAAAAAGGCCAUUCAGAAGGGCAACAUGGAAGUUGCGAGGAUACACGCCGAGAACGCGAUUCGCCAGAAGAACCAGGCGGUGAAUUUCCUGAGAAUGAGUGCGCGGGUGGACGCGGUGGCUGCCAGGGUCCAGACCGCCGUGACGAUGGGCAAGGUGACCAAGUCGAUGGCCGGUGUGGUUAAAUCGAUGGACGCGACGUUGAAGACCAUGAAUCUCGAGAAGAUCUCCGCCCUGAUGGACAAGUUCGAACACCAGUUCGAGACUCUGGACGUGCAGACCCAGCAGAUGGAGGACACGAUGAGCAGCACGACGACGCUGACCACUCCCCAGGGCCAGGUGGAUAUGCUGCUGCAGGAAAUGGCAGACGAGGCCGGCCUCGACCUCAACAUGGAGCUGCCGCAGGGCCAGACCGGCUCCGUGGGCACGAGCGUGGCCUCGGCGGAGCAGGACGAACUGUCCCAGAGGCUGGCCCGCCUCCGGGACCAGGUGUAACCGCCGAACCCGCACAGAGGUGUCCUGGCCACAGCCGCCUUCGGAAGACGGUUGCCCCACACUAGGAAGUCGGACCUCGCCCCAAUGCCGAAAUGCUCUUUACUUAAGAUGCUUCUACCUUUGGGUUUACAAAGCUCUCCAGAUACAUUAAGUUACAGGCUUUUCUCCACUCUUAACUGGAUUUCGAAGUUCUCGUGAUGUGUAUUUUUAUAGCUGUCUCUUAACAGAACUAGUUAAUUUGUCGGAUAUGACUCUUCCCCCAAAAUUUGGUCAAAGCUCUAAUUCCCGGGUAUUCACUUUUCUGCCCGAAUUAUAAGAAUUGAAGGUUUUCUUAAUGUUCUGUAAUUAGAGUUGUAAUUAGAGUUAAUUUUCUGUAUCUAGAGUUGACAAGUGGUGAUUACUUGGAUUGAUUACAGGGCUAUUAAUCCCUCAUUCAGAGACUUACUUAAUGGACAAUGCUAUUCUGUGUAUCCUUUGUUUUUCACCAUCAAACCCGGACAGCAGUUGACUAUUAAUCUGUUCUCGUAACUUAACACUAAAAUUACUUUAGGACUUUCUGGCAUAAUACUCUUACUGUUUACGUUCUAUAAAUGUGUUUGUGUGGAAGUUGUCUUUUUAUAAGUGGAAAAAAAUGCCACGUAACUUCCAUUUAUUAUGAGAGAAAAUUGUUCAUUUAUGGUUUGGGAUUUACAAAGUUUAACAUGCGACAGUUUUUUCCAAAUGAACUUCUCUCACACAAUUCUAAUUAUCCUCCUAUUUCAACACUUUAAUUAGAUAUCUUUUAAAGUAUGUGAAUUAGCAUGACAGUCCUAUUACUCUAACAUUGCCAAAGAACUGUUGGUUGGUUUGGGAAAGCCCUGGGACUGUGUGUUUCUAGGUUUUGUUUUUAUUUUAAUCAAAAAUAGAAAUAAAAUUAGCACUGCAUUUUAGGUUCUAAUUAUUUGCAUUUAUUAUUUUGUCUUAAAACAACAACUCUUUAAAAUCUUGGGAGUAUCAAUUGGAAUGUUUUACUUAGCCAUGAGAAUCACUUAAAUAUACAUGCAGCUGUCUGGGAAUCUAGGAAGGAGAGGUAGUAGGGUUGGACCGAAGGCUUGACCCUCUCAGGCUGAAGCCCAGCUGUGCUGCCUUCCAUCUUUCAGGAAAGGGGGUGUGUAAAGUAAAAGUGAAAUAAAGCCUGCAGCCACCGAUUUUUCAGAUCCUCAAAACAUGGAGAACGAAGACUUAACUUUUGCCUAGUAUAUUAUGCAAGCAUAUUGAUCUAGGUUAAAUAUUUAAUUCUUCACUAGAAGAUUUCUCCAAGAGAGAAUUCCCGCAUUUCAGAAAAGAAUUAAACGGAUCUCAAGCCCUUUGAAAGAUUCAUAACCAAGUAGUCACCAUUACAAUAUGUCCUCCAGUGUGAAUGCGUGUGUUUAAGGGGGGAAAAAACGAAGAGGUGCGUGCAAGUAAGGAAUGACCCUCGUAUUUAAAUGUUGUCAGUCUGACUAGUUGUUGUUCCAGAGUGUUCCGUGAGGGACACCUGACAGUCGGUCUCAAUUCUUCUUGUCCCUUUUGGUGUCUCUGCUCAUCCAUAAGGUGGCACAGAGGCAGCUGUGUGUGAGCACAGCAUGAAUCCUAACCCUUUUUGAGACUGGAAAAAAUUAUUGCAGCUUAGGAAAAUAGCUUAGUGUUGGUCCUUUGGUAAAUUGAAGACCCUUUUGUAGUCCAGAUAUUCCCAACAAAAUUAAUAUAUUUUGUGAGAUUAAACAAUGAUUAUAUAUGCUUGAAUUUUCUUAAAAUAUGUUCAUUUCAAACUAUGAAUGUACAUUUUUAUGAAACAGAUAUUUUCAAAAGUAUACCAGGUCCGUGAUUUACUUCCUCACUUUUGCAACUGAUGAAAUGCUGAAAUGUAAACCAUAGAAGUUUUGUCAAAUAAAUCAUUUUAAACUGCA